CGUCUCUCCUACCCGCGCCCUUGACAUCAACCACCAUGGCCACCCCCAGCCAGCCCAUGCCUCUGCCUGUCCGCACAAACACAACAGACUCGCAACAGUCGCGCUCUUCAGCCGGCCAAUUCUCGCUGCCAGGCUCUCCAUCCUGCCACAGCAAUCGCACCGAAGAGUCUUUCUUCGGUGCCCUCUCAGCCCGUCUUCGCGGCCGCUCUCACAGCCGCUCCCGCGACGCCACAUUACACAACCGCACAAAGUCGCCAAUGCCCAUGCCACCAGUCCACUCCCAACAUUCCACCAGCACAUCACGGCCGUCACCCACGCCAGUACAGAAUGCCAGAUUGAGCACCCAGAGCACAACCAGGAGAAACACCAGCGGAAGCGACCCGUGGAGGGGACGCCACUCCAACGAUUGGCUCUUCAACGGCUACUCGGUCACGGCCUCGGCCAAGGAGUUUCUCCAACGGCGCAAGUAAAACGACAAGAUCUGGCCAGGCAACAGUACCACGGGAAUGGGAAUGCACUUGUUGACAAGCUGCAAGUGUCUGGCUGCCUGCCAAGAAUGACGACGAAUGUAACCAAUCAUGGAUUAAUGCGGGGGACACCAAGGCCGCUUGAGCUGGCUUCGCCACGGCAUACUAUCUUGUCUUUCUUUUGCUGUAUCUGCAUGUUGUAUAUUAGCUUUGACGUAGUAAAAUUUAACUUGAU
Molecule: messenger RNA, 702 nt
Organism: Exserohilum turcica Et28A
Lineage: Eukaryota; Fungi; Ascomycota; Dothideomycetes; Pleosporales; Pleosporaceae
Exons: 1
Coding region: 36-470 (144 amino acids)
Source: RefSeq, a predicted model, not a curated record